GGUCGACCGCAUAACAUGCUUUGAGAAAACCCACUGACAGGAGUGAUUUGGUUAAUCCUCCGCCUAUACAUACAUACACAAUCUCUCUCUUUCUCUCUCUGUACGUAUAUGUCUCGAUAAGCUUAGCAUUCUCGCAAAUUGGUCCUGAUAGAGAGAGAGAGUGAGGGGAGAGAGACGGUGGAAGCUUCUGCAAUGGAGGAUCGACUUCGAGCGAGCAGUGAUUGAUUUCUUUGUGCUUGAAGUUCUAAGCUUCCCCGGAAGGAGAGUGCUUCGAGGAGAUGAUGCGCCGCGAGAUCUCGGCUCUUGCCCAGCCUCGGCUCCUCCUCCUCCUCCUCCUGGGUCUCACCGUCCUCCUCGUCUUCGCAAUCUUCAAAUCUCAGCUGGGUAAUGAGGAGGUAGAAGAGGAUCCUGAAAUUACUCACAGAGUAUAUUUGGAUGUGGAUAUUGAUGAACAGCGUUUAGGCAGAAUCGUGAUUGGACUAUAUGGUCAGGUUGUACCAAAAACAGUAGAAAACUUUAGGGCUCUGUGCACAGGAAAAAAGGGCAAGGGUGUGAAUGGAAAGUUACUCCAUUAUAAGGGUAGCCCUUUUCAUCGUAUAAUAUCUGGUUUCAUGAUUCAAGGUGGAGAUAUUGUACAUAAAGAUGGGAAGGGAUAUGAAUCUAUAUACGGUGGCACUUUUGCUGAUGAGAAUUUUAAGAUAAAGCAUUCACAUCCAGGUGUUGUCUCCAUGGUUAAUACAGGACCUGAUUCUAAUGGUUCUCAGUUCUUUAUCACAACCGUCAAGGCCAGCUGGUUGGAUGGUGAGCAUGUUGUCUUUGGCAAGGUAAUCCAGGGAAUGGACACUGUUUAUGUAAUCGAAGGGGGAGCUGGGACCUACAGUGGAAAACCUAGGAAAAAAGUCAUCAUUGCUGACUCCGGUGAGAUACCAAAGAGCAAGUGGGAUGAGGAAAAAUGAAGAGCAUAUCAGAUUCCUCGAGAGAGAAUUGAUUAUUUUCUCUAGCUCCAGUCUCACAACAUCCCAUGGGAAAACAAAAGGCAUACUGAUGAGUGAUUUUCCCUUUUUGAGUCUCCAAGCAAUCUGUUAGUAUAUAGAUUGACAUGGUAAUCCUCUGUAUAUGCUGAUAAAGCUUCUCCAGUCACGAGUUCCCCCAAAGCCGAGAAUCUCACUGAUCUUCAAACCGAAACAGUCUAGUUUUGGUCUUCUUGUCAUUCUUGUAACUUUGAUCCUGUUGAUUCACUGUAGAGGAAUUGAAACGAAAUGACACCUGCUCUAACUGUUAAGCCUCAGACCGUAAAAGGCACAUUUGAGGUUCUGCCUUUUCUACUUCUACUAUGUAGUGAAUAUUUUUUGACCAAA
Punica granatum (pomegranate) is the source of this 1358-nucleotide messenger RNA. Lineage: Eukaryota; Viridiplantae; Streptophyta; Magnoliopsida; Myrtales; Lythraceae. The record is from RefSeq and is a predicted model, not a curated record.